Messenger RNA from Cladocopium goreaui, 5781 nucleotides. The record is from the annotation of a GenBank genome assembly. NCBI's taxonomy places the organism in Eukaryota, Dinophyceae, Suessiales, Symbiodiniaceae.
AUGUCUUCCAUUGUUGGCUUGAACGAUGGUGCGGAUGAACAGAACAAGUGGGUGCGUGUGUUGAAGGAUGUGGAGGAGGUCUGUGUGAGACAGGGUGGGCGGCGAAGGAGCGAUGCUGCCGAUGUGCUUCGCAACCGCAUCAACAAUGAAAUGCCGGCCCCGGAUGCAUCUGUUCCUGGUGAACUUUUGGGUCGUGAAGGAGCCCAAGAGAGGCGAACACUUCAAAAAAUUCGGAGAAUUCAGAAGAUUGCCCGUGGCACGGCUGAAAAUGAGCGCAAUGUGGAAUCAGCUAUGUUCCAAGUCAAACCUUCCAAGUUGGUUGUUCCGACCAGAGACGAACCGCUGUCGAUGUUUGAUCCGGCCACCUGGGGCAUGUCGUUUCCGGAUUUGUUUCCAUGGGGUGAUGGCUUGCCUUUUUUGAAGCGUGAAGCCAACAUGGAUGCAACAGAAGUGUUUCGAUAUUUGUUGCUUCGGGAAGAACUGCAUUACAGUGAGGGUGAGACGUUGCUUCCAGUGAUGUACGACGUGCAGCGUCGAUUACAGUUGAUGCGUGCGACGAAAGCGCAUGUGAUGCGUCGUGGCUUUGGCAAACAUUGUCGUGUUAUUUCUGAAGUCAACACGGACCAAUUGCUCAAGGCAAUGGCAUUGCAUGGAGACAAUGCGGACCUCAGGGAGUUGCUGCGAGAUCCGCAGGUGGAUGUGGCCUUGAAGCGAGCAUUGGGAGGAGUGCUUCAGGCAACUUCGAGCAUCAUUGGCAUGGAAGGGCACCGCAGCCAGAUCCGGUUGCGUGGACAUGCGGCUGGGUGGCAUUAUGGUUCUGCGCAUCUGUUCGUCACGCCCAACAUCGCAGAUAUGCGCUCGUCCUUGCUACUUCAAUUGCACCUGCAGAAUGUCAAAGUGGAAGAGUGCAAAAUUGAUUUGGACUGGGAGGCGGAGAUGCCCGAAUUGCCCAGCGCAGCUGCUAUGCGACGGAUUGUCGCGAGCGAUCCCGUCGCUCAAGCGCGUUGCUUUGCCUUGAUGAUGGAUUUGUUCUGUGAGGAAGUGUUGGGCAUUCUUCCACCUUUGACCAAGGGAAGUUUUCGUGUUGGCGUGGCAGCAACCUUCGAAGAUGGCAUUGCGAGUUCCCUGCAAGGAGGUGUUUUCGGUGAUAUUGUGGCGUUGAACGGCCCGUUGGAGACUCAGGGUCGUGGUUCUUUGCACCCCCACAUGCUUAUUAUCUUGCUGGGACACGACCUGGGAGAUCGCUUGCGGAAACUGAUUCAUCGGGUGCAGCAUGGUGAGUUGGUCGUUGAGUUGCAGCGGUGGAGUCGUCGUGUUUUGGAGGCUGUGCAGCGUUUUCAGUAUGAUUCUCAAUUGGCCUUGUCGGAGCAGUUGAGCAGUCCGACACAGCCACUGCCUCUGAAUGAACGUCAGCGAUCAGAAUGUGGUCACCAGUAUGAAUCCGCGCCUUUGGUGCCUACGGAGCCGGAUGGACACGAAUUGGAAGCCUUGAAGUUGGGCGGAUCCGUGGCUGGCAAGGUUUUGACAUUGACCGGAUGCUAUGCUUCUUUGCGACCCAAGUAUCUGCGACGCAGUGAACGUUCUGCGGGAGAUGGUCUUGAGUGGAAGAAAAAAUUCUGUGAGGAUUACAGACGUUUGGUGAUCCAGAAAGCCGUGAAAGGCAAACGUGGGUGUCGCUUUGGUUGCUUUCACGUUGAAAUGAUUCUGGGCAAGGAGGACAAGCCGAAAGUGUUAUGUCGGAAAGGUUGGCCUCGAGUUGCGAAAGCAGGUUUUUCUCGGUUGCAAUAUGAGACAGUAGAUUUGAAGGAGGUUGAAGAGUUCAAAAACGAAAACCCGCAUGUGUUUCAAGCUCGGCGUGAUCACCCUUUUGAAGGGAUGUCGAACCCGGUGGCGCAAGCAGUGAUGCGAUGCAAUGUGGAUGUCAAGUACAUUGGACGCAAUUUUUCAGAAGCAGACCUUUUGAAGUUUUGUGAUGGGAGCAUAGACCAGGAGCCUGGAGUCGAAGUUCCUGCUUCUGCAUCUUCUCUGUUGGAACUGUCCGGGAGUGGAUUGCAGGAGAUGGAACUUCAACGCCCGGCGCUUGGUUCGUCUUCGGAUGCUAUAUCGGGUGCUGAUGCCUCACAUGCAGAGCAACCUGUGUCGACUGAGUUGGAUGCUUCGGAUCCGCCGCCGAAGAAGCAAUGCAUGGGUCGUGUUUUGGACACGGAGCAUAAGAAGAUGCAGACGAUGAGAAAGGCGCUUGAGCGCAUUCUGGUGGACCUUGCAAGAGAUAUGAUGAAUGUUGGUUUUUACACUGGUGAGUAUGCUGCAAAGAAGUUUGAAAUUUCGCGGAGUAUGUUACCUGAAUUGUAUGCAGGAGUGCAGCGAUUGGAAGAGGAGGAAAGGGAAAGGGCAAAGGAAGCUGCAGCGGCCUCCGAGCAGGAGCCCCUGGAGGGGGACAGGGACCCUACUAUGACAGGGCAACAGAGGCGUGCAUUGACGAUUUUGAGAAGACUUGCCUUUGGAAUGAAUCGUUGUGUGGCCAAAUCCAACGGUGAAAUGGCGUAUCAGAUGUUAUUCGAGCAGGAGCAACUGGUGACGUAUCGUGGCUACAACAUGUUCUUCCGCUAUGUGCCGUAUGCAAUCAUGCGUUGCAGACAUGAGGACAUGGAGGAGGUUUUGCAAGCUAGGCCGCAUCUCAAUGGCUCGCCCUUGGAUGUGCUUCCUGACCCCGAAGGAGAGGCACCAGUGGUGGUGGAUGAGUUUGCGGAGGUUGUUGAUGAGGGAGGUGAUGUGCCUAGAGUCCAGCAGGUGCAUGUGAACUUCAACCAGAAAGACGAUUACUUGCACAGGGGCUCUUCGGUUUUGUUGCAAUGCAUGUCUCUUUUGAUGUAUUCUCGCUUCGUUCGCAGAGUUUCGAGGAACAAAGCCGGCAAGGUGGAUGGAGUGAAGUUUUUCGACUUUGAUGAGCACUAUGCCCACUUCAGUUCCUCCGUUCAGGAAGUGAGAGCAGCAGAUGACAGUGUUGUGGUGCCUUCAGAUUUGCACCUUCCGAAGGAUGCUGAGGUGCAGAAGUACGAGGUGUUUGGCGGAGGAAAGAGUUUUGGCCGGUUUGUCUGCUCCGGUCAUCCGGGAUGUUGCAUCAUCCGGGAUGUUGCAUCAGUGCGUUCCUAUGUUGCUGGCAUUGGUGACACCAGCAGUGCUUUUAGAUGUUUGGAGAAGCUGUUCGGUGGAGCAGAAGGAGCGGAUUGUCGCUAUCAUGACAUGCUGCGCAUCUGUGAGCGCGUUGCCUGGUUCGCAGACUUGUCCGUUCCGUUUCAUUACACUCAGUUGACAUCGCAAGAGUUCUUGGCCUAUAUUCAGACAUCGUGGUUGGAGCGUUUCCAGCAGCACUGUGCUGCACGUCGUCUCAGCAGCAGUCGUCGGACAGCUGAGCGUUAUGCUUUGAUGACUGCUUUGGACAAGGAGGAGGACCUGGAAGAUGAUUCGGCACCGCCGGUUAUAGAAGGACACGAGGUCGAGGAUGAUCUGCUAUUGCAAGAAGAGUUGGACAACUUGGAACGUGCGCAGUGGCCGGUGGAUGGAGAAGCAUUGCACGAAGCUAUGUUUCGGGAAGAGGAUUGGAUGAAGGUGUUGGGCAAUCGAAAGCCAUCUGUAUUGCAGGAUGCGUUGCAGCGUUUGCGUGACUUUGUGAAUGGUUUGGGAGGUGUUCCGGAUGCGAGGAUUGAUUUGGGAAUCAAAGGCAACGCAGCCAGUGGAUUGGAGCGUAAUUGGACGUUCGCCGAAGCCCAGAGGUCUUUGAUGCUGCAGAAGCAAUAUUUGGAAUUUUGCGUUGGAGGUGGUGAAGAGGAUACUGAGAUGAUGGCAGAUCAUGUUUUUCGGCCUUUGCCAGAGACGGAAGAUGCCUUUUUGGUGGAGCUGAACCAGAGGAAUGUGGGUCCGAGUGAUUAUGCUUCUGCCUUGCUUGUGGAGCACAGUCUGAAUCGCCAACAGAUUUUGGCCAUUGCGCCCAUUGCUUGGGUCAUGGAACAGAUGUGGCUUAACCGAAGCAAUCCGGACAAUUGCAUUGCGGAUGGUGCGUGCAAUGAAAGGUGCAAUUGUCUUUGGCUCGGAGCUGGUGGAUCUGGAAAGACGUAUGCAUACAGCAAAGUAUUGAGGCCACUCUUUCGACGCUUCUUUGGACAGGAUGGUUAUGUUGCUGGUGCUCCGACUCACGCUGCUGUUCGCCUCCUGGGGCCUGAGGCCAAAACUUUGCACAAGUGGGCCAAUGUGCACAAGAGCAGCAGCUUGGAUCGCCGCUCCUUGCGUUCGGCGAAGAGCAAGGGCAGCCCGAUCGAAAAGAAGAUCGAAGGCAUCAUGGCCAUGCUGUUGGACGAGUUGUCGAUGGUUCCUUCGGAUGUGUACCAUGCUGCUUCGCUUCGAUUUGCCACUGUUCGACAAGCUCGACUUAUGCUUGACAUGGGCGAUUACUUGAAGCAGUGGUUUGGGAAGGUGCCCAUUGGUGUGCAAGUUGCUGACUUUCUACAAUUGCGACCCACUGCGCAAGCAUCCUUGUGCGAAUGGGUGGAUGCGCCACGAGCUACUGAUCCUGCACCGCCUCAAGACCAAGAAGACCAAAGCGAUGCCGAAGAGGCCGUGGAGAAGGAGGCGGCUGAACGCACCAGCAAUGCCUCAGAACUUGGACGGAUCGCGUUCAAGCAAUCGCUUCAGCGAGUUGUGCACUUCACUGGAUCCGGUCGUUUUUCGAAGUGUGCAUCCGGACAGCAGCUUGUGAGGAUUCUUUUGUCCAUGCGGCGAGGCGAACAUCUGGAGGAUGCAUUGUGGGGAGCUUUGGAAUCUCGAGUGAUCAGCCGAGAGCAACUUUUUUCUGACAAUUCCUUGCGCUCAAGGUUGUUGAGUGCUCACUGGGGCGGCCUGGCGUGGGAACAGGUUGCUCGUUUACAGCAUUUGCGGGUGGCUUGGGAAGCUCAACAGAGGUCCACGACUCUUUUCUUGGUGCAAGCUAUUGAUCGUGCAUCGGGGCCCACAGAUUUGACAAGGGAGCAGAGCCUGAAGGCAUUGCAGGUUGUGAACAUGACAAGAACGCAGUAUCUCAUGGGCAUUUGCCCUUUGUAUGAAGGGAUGGCAGCACGUGUUAGUUGCAUUUUGGACAUGCCGAUGCUGAGUCGAGAGUUGCCGGUCAUUGUUCGCUCCAUUAAGUUGCACCCGAAGGAACCUGUAAUUUCAAACAGCAGUGGACGUGUCGUUUUGCAAUAUCAGCCGUUGGCCGUCUUGGUCGAGAUCGAUGACCCGGAAUAUCGUGCCAUUGAAUUGCCAGAUGGCAGUGCUCCGAAGGGACACGUUUGGCUGCGUCCCGUUACAUGUGAUCAGGCCUGGGAUCUUCCUCUUGGGGGCAAUCAAUUUAUGCAGGUUCAUCGCAAACAGUUGCCACUGGCACCUCGUCACGUUCUCACGCACUACGGUUUGCAGGGCAUCACUGCCAGACAAGGGCUGCUUGCUUUCAUGUCCAAACCGUCCUGGAUGAGUCAAGCGGACUAUGGCUUGGCUAUGUACGUGAUGUUGUCAAGGCCAACCAAGCUGGAAGAUCUGUGGAUAGUGGAUUUGCCGCCUCGCAAUGUGUUCGAAAAGUUUCUGCACGAACACAAUCCUCUUUUGGUGCAGCGGAUGCGGGAGUUUGAAGGUCAGGCCUGCGUGGACGAGCGGAAGGCGCUGAAGUAUGUGCAUAGACUUUCAUGGCAGUGCAUCCCUUGGGUGUCACAGCAUUUGUCUGCAGAUGAAAUGUCUGCUGAUCUUUUUGCUUAG